Pyricularia grisea is the source of this 2439-nucleotide messenger RNA. RefSeq lists its product as uncharacterized. The coding region runs from base 1 to 2439 and encodes 812 amino acids. The record is from RefSeq and is a predicted model, not a curated record. NCBI's taxonomy places the organism in Eukaryota, Fungi, Ascomycota, Sordariomycetes, Magnaporthales, Pyriculariaceae. The transcript has 3 exons.
AUGGCCUUGCUCUCAGGACGCAACAAGAUGUUGCCCCGGCAAGACUCACUACCUCCUCCAAACACCACAACGUGCUCGGGUUGGGACUGCCUGCAGCAGUCCCAGCAAUUCGGUGUCAUUUUCAGCAUCAUCCUGAGCGUCCUUACAUUGGCCUUCCUCUACUGGUUCUUGUUCUGGCGCCGCCGAAACCCACUCACAAAGAAGCAGCAGGACGACGAUCCAGAGAUUGUUGAGAUUGAGCUCAGGUCUCCCAACUCUUCUCAAACUACAGCAGUAAUACGGUUUGUUCCAGGAGAUCCAGGAGACAGGAGGAGGGAUAGUCAAAGCGGGACGGUCUUCAGGCUUUACAAAGACAUAACCCAACCCGGUGCUGACUCCCUAAGGAACCCAGCUCGUAAUGACGAGCGUUAUAUUCUGGAAGGCUCAUCAGUCUCUGAUUCGUCACCGUCUCAACCACCGGGAGUGAAAGGCCGCAAGAAGGUGGAGUCAAGUAACAAGCAAGGGCGUGGCAUUUCGGCUCCAGGAAAGCAAAAUCCAGAAUACAAUCAAGCGAUUGAACAGGCAAAUGCCAACAAUGGCCGAUGUGGUUUCUGCGGCCAAUGCCAUACCAUUUCCCACCAGCAGCGACUGCUUUAUAUGAACCAGUUGGGAUUAAACUGGUAUAAUCAACAUCCACGUAUAAAUCCUGCACUACACACAAUGCCAACGGUAAUGCCAGGUGUGCAGCUCGGUCAAGUGCCGAGGGUACACUGCUACCCAUAUUUCCAGCCUUACAUGGCUCCUACAUACACACCCAUGCCCGCGUCUACGCCCGCGGCACCCAUGGUGCCUUCUCAACCGUUGCAUGCCACCCAUUUCUCUCAGACAUCACAUAAAGCUCAGGCAGUACCAGCAGUACAACCUUUUCAACCUCCCAUUGGAGCAACAACAACAGCUCAAGCCAAUCCGGCAACAGCAGACGUUCCAAAGACAACAGCAAAUAGGAUACAUCAUCCUCCUCCUGCAGCCCAACCUCUGGUAUACCGGGACACACCGUGGUGGCGAAGGUGGGUUUGGCGACAUCCAACAACUGGUCGAGCUUCCACAAUAGACUCGGACUCGCAUAGAUCAAGAAGUCAGUCUCCACGUAGCUCAUUCAGUCCAUCACCAGAUCGCUCCCAAAGCCCCGAGCAAGAUCGUCCCACGCGUCGAAAUUUUCAUGAUGGUGGCAAGGAUGUGCGGCCAACGUCACGAAAACGGGGCAGAUCACCAGUCCACCAGAGACAAGAAGGGCAUUCGACCCAAGUUUCUCAAAAACAAUCCGACAAACAGCCCCAGCCCGAACCAUUCCCGGAUUUGAACCUCUCUGACCUGGGUUCUCUGCCUUCACACACUACUCUGGACUCAAAUUCGGCAUACGACUGUCAUGUUGAUGGGUUUACACAAGACAAGGUACUUGCAGCCUUUGAGAGAGCAAGACUAGCCGAGCCAAAGUCAUCAAGGACAGAAGUAUUGGGACCUGCGGGAGUGACCCACAAUUCAUCUAAAAGUGUUUUCAAGGAAACACCCAAGGAUUCGACUGAGGAAGGUUCUCAGCGUGAGCUGUCCGGCAAGCAGACUGUUGACAAGAUCCUCAUUACAAUCUCGCCUCCUACCUCUUCGACAAGGUCGGCAAAAACAGCAGCUGGCGCUAGUGACCCUGGUGAAAGCUCAGGGCUAAAAUCGACUGUCAAAAUAUCUGCCAGACUACAUCCUGACUCUGCCAGCAAGCGAGAAUUUCCUGGUGGCAAAAGAGGUGAUAGAAAGAAAAUCUUAGGGGACGGAUUUGGGGAAGUAACAAAAGAACAGUUCUUAUCACCAAAAGAAACGUCGCUCAGCAGACAGGUCUUUAGCGCUCGCAGGGACGACCACCCAGUCCUGUAUCAAGUAGAUGAUGAUGGAUAUGAAACUGCAUCUCUUGGCACGUCAACUGAAGUCAGGGCAUCGUCCAGUGGUACAGCCAAGAGUGCGGCUUGUGACGACAACGCUUCUCUUGAUAGUCGCCGCAGAAGACUAGCUAACCGGGACCGCGAGAUCCGGAACCAGGAGGUGAUUAACAGUGAGAGAUAUGAAAAUUGCCCAGAGGACUUUCACGAGGGUUCAGAUUUGGACUCGUUCCGACCGAGGCCCCCUAGACCAUUCACGACAGAGGCGAUGUCACUUGAUGAGGACCAAUCCAGCCCGGGGGACGCCAGAGACGAACUGGCUUUCAAAAACAGAAACGUUUCUAGACUUAGACGAGGUGAAGUUGAUAGCAUGGGGGUGCAGAUUUCACCACCUGAGGUCGUUGGAUUCGGCGAAGAUGAGAUACCGCAAUCACCAAGUCUUGGACCUGUACGCAAGAAGCGUGGUGGCGAUAGCUCUGAGUUCUUUCGAUUCCGCGGAUCUGACGACAAUGUUGAGAACAAGUCAUACGAGUAA